AGUUGUAAACGCAAAGCGCGUGCUGGAAAAAGCCGAGGCGUAGGGCUGAGAGCAGCGCGAGCGUCGGAGAUCAGCAGGGCAUCACUCGUCACAACAUCCAGCCUCUCAUUCGCCCUCUCUCCAUUUUGUCGCAAUUUUUUCGUUUUUAUCAUUGAAGUCUAAAUCGUAGGGAGUGAUAGGACCCGAGUUCCGCAGCGAGGCGUUUGUUAGCCCGUGUUGGGGGCAGUUUCGGUUGCCCCUCAGUGGGGGGAGUGCGUUAUCAUAUUUCGGUUAUUUGGGAGGCAAAACCGCAGCCUCUCACCGCGUGUUCGUAAAAAAAUCGAUUUUAGGUGUGUUGCUGCGUGAUUUCAGAUCUGCUUAGACCGGAUUACCUGGGAUUUUAAAAAAAGCAGUGCCGCGGCUCUUUGUGUGGUUUCAGCUUUGUGUCCCUGUUGCAAGCUACCCGAAGUUCCGCACUCCGAGCUCCACAACAUGUGCUCCCGGGUGUGGUUUAUCACAGACCGGCGGAUCAGCCAGGAGUACCCGCAGGUCCAGAUCCUGCGAGCUCUUAAGGAGCGCUGCGCCGAGGACGAUGUUGAAUUCCGCUAUCUUCUAAUGGAUGAGAUCGUCCUGACCAUCACGGAUGGACAGCUCGGUCUGCGGGUUGGGCAGGAAACCGUUACCUCAUACCCGCAAGUUGCCGUGGUGCGCGUUCCGACCCCAUGGGUCCAGUCGGACAGUGACAUCACCGUUCUGCGUCACCUGGAGAAGAUGGGCUGUCGUCUGGUCAACCGGCCUCAGGCCAUCCUCAACUGUGUCAACAAGUUCUGGACCUUCCAAGAGCUCGCCGGGCAUGGAGUGCCUCUGCCAGACACGUACUCGUAUGGAGGACACGAUAACUUCCGCAAGAUGAUCGAUGAAGCCGAGCCGCUGGGUUACCCUGUGGUGGUGAAGAACGCUCGUGGACACCGAGGUAAAGCUGUCUUCCUGGCUCGGGAUAAGCACCACCUCUCAGACCUGUGUCAUCUGAUUCGCCAUGACGCCCCGUACCUGUUUCAGGAGUAUGUGAAGGAGAGCCAUGGACGGGAUGUGCGAGUGGUUCUAGUUGGAGGGAGAGUGAUCGGAUCUAUGCUGCGCUGCUCUACCGACGGACGCAUGCAGAGCAACUGCUCACUUGGUGGGGUGGGAAUGAUGUGCCCCCUCAGUGAGCAGGGGAAGCAGCUGGCAGUGCAGGUGUGCAAUAUUUUGGGGAUGGACGUCUGCGGAAUCGACCUGCUGCAGCUAAAUGAUGGUUCCUUCGUGGUGUGCGAGGCCAAUGCCAACGUGGGCUUCAUCGCAUUCGACCAGGCUUGCGGGAUGGACGUGGCGGGCAUCGUGGCCGACUACGCCCUCUCCCUCCUGCCAAGCCGCCUCAGCAGGAAGAUGUCGCUGCUCUCCGUGGUCUCCAGCACCAGCGAAACCAGCAGCGAGCCUGAGGUCUGUAUCCCGACUGAGGUGAUAAUCCCCACAGAGGUGUGUAUUCCCAAUGAGAUCUGCCCGCCCGGCGCUUCCUGUGCCAUCCCUGACGGCGUCUCCGCCAUGAGUACAAGCUCCACCUCCAGCGAGAGUGAGGCGGAUCUAACCGAAACAGGCCCCGCUCCCGUCACAGCAGAUCCCACCUACAAUAUCAACUCCCUUCUCGCGAGUGAGAUAAAACUGUUGACUGAGUGAGCUGGAAUUACAGCCACAAACACACACACACAGAUAUACACAAUCAUCAAAGAGCGACACAUACUGAAGUGGACAUUAUACAUUCAGAUGCACAUGUGUAAUCAUACUAACCCUCCCUGUAAACCCCCAUCUGAGGCUGCUCCCCUGAUGUUUUCGUCUCCAUUGACAGACUAUAGAAUUAUACAAGCGUACAGUGCAGUCGGAAGUGCACUAGAUAGUGUACGCUCCAGCCUGGCUGUAGUGCACCAGCUGAAUAUGCGUUUGCCACUGUAAUUUGAGGGUGCAUGCUCUGUAGAGUGGUUUUACCGGGACGUGAUUCCCAAAUGUAACCUUUCAACUACCAUCAACUGGAUUCUUAUGUACAUACUGUGGGUUAGGGUACACACAUACUGACAUACACUUAAGGACAUACUAAAGUCUGUAUUAUAGAGAGAGAAUGAAUGAAUUUUGUCUGUUACAAACCUUGUGGUAAAGCCUGGCUGAAGGUAUAAUGCAUUGCAUGUGUGGGGCGAGAAAGAGGAAACCGAAUGGACCCAAAUUUCAACUGCCCACCAGGAUACAAAGGCACAUACCUCCCAGCCCUCAAAAAGCCCACACAGACAGACACAUAGAGGGACCGCAAGAACAAAAACUGGAAAGCUGUGAAUAUUCUCAUCCAUCCCAACUCUUUUAAAAAGCAUGAAUGAGUAUGAGUUAUUUUAGUCUGUUGCAGUGGCUGCCUGUAGUAAAUGAAUUACUGCUGAUCAGACAAGCGUAAAGGUUUCAUUUGCUUUGCCGGUGUCUGUAAAAUUGAAUGACUGAUGUGGGACCCGUUUUGAAUUACCUUCUUUAAUGUGUAAGUGAGGAUUUGGCCCAUAGGAACUUAAUUCUCACAGGCAUCUUCUGUCUGGUAAUUCUGUGAACGAGGCGGUCAUUUUAGAGGUCCACCAUCUCAAACUGGUUAAAGCACUCUGUUUACGGAUCAAUAGUAUGGAAGAUAUUGUGAACUUGCUGAGCUUCUUUUUCCAAUGUCUACUAUGCAAAUCUGCUAAUGACCACAUGCCGAUCUGCAUGUCUGCCACCCCAAAAGCAAUUUCCCACAUAUUAGAGUCUGAACAGUGAGUUGCAUAGAAAUAGAGCAAGUAGACUUUUAAAUACUAAUGUUUUUACCACAAGGGCUGAACAAUUUGCCAACACUAAGCGCUGAUGAUGAAUAAGCUAUUUGUCUUCAACGAUUUGUUUGUACUGCAACAAUAAAACUGAAGUGUCAACUCAAACGGGUGCUACAACUGCUCUUAAUUCAGCCCAGUGGUCUAAAAGCCAAUGAUAACCUGAAAGAAAACCAGGAAUUGUAUUGAUUUGCGCUAAAUUAACAUGUACUCGGAGUUAUAUCUGGACACCACACAUUUCUCAUAAGUCUAAUUCUUCUAUUUAAACUUAAGCAACUCUAUUCACGUCCCUUUUUCUAUCUGGAUGUGUCUCAAAAUCCACUAAUUCUUCAUUUCAGCAAUUCACAUUGAGUCUUAAAGAUUCCAUACAGCAAACCUAAAGUGGACCAAGCUCACAAUCCAAGCCAGCUCAGAAUGGUUUACAAUGUUAGACGUCAUAGAGUUUAGAUCAAUUAAAUGUGAGUCCGGACUUUAGAUGAAAAUUUGUUUACAUUAAGAUGCAAUAUAGAUUUGAAAUUUAGAGUCAACUCAGGGAAGCAGCCUUGAUCAAAUUCCUCUCCUUGGAAACAUGUGACACAUUCAUGCUAGACAGUCCUGCCUAUGUGUAUCAAUAAACAAAAGGACAAAGCGUUAUAAAAUAUUAAGAAACAGAUGCUGUGAGACCUGAUUGUUACAUGCACUCUUUUCUUGUUUGUUUUAUAAUAUUUAGUGUUCUGUUGUCUUUUCGUAAUUUAUCAUUUCUUUUUUUUUUUUUUUGAGAAAAAGGAAAAACUGGUUUAUAUGCGAUAAUCUUGCUUGGGAAAGACUGAAGCGUGAUGAAGGGUUUUGGUGUGAGUUUAACUAAACAGCCGUUGACCACCUGAGACGCACACACACAC
Molecule: messenger RNA, 3715 nt
Organism: Sinocyclocheilus rhinocerous
Lineage: Eukaryota; Metazoa; Chordata; Actinopteri; Cypriniformes; Cyprinidae
Product: beta-citrylglutamate synthase B-like
Exons: 5
Coding region: 472-1689 (405 amino acids)
Biological process (GO): protein modification process
Cellular component (GO): cytoplasm
Molecular function (GO): metal ion binding; N-acetyl-L-aspartate-L-glutamate ligase activity; ATP binding
Source: RefSeq, a predicted model, not a curated record